GAAAAAUCAAUUACAUCGAUAUAUUAACCUCUCGAAUAUACGCUUCCCUCCAUUCUUCCGCUCUCCAUUUACAAAUGGAGCCCCAUGUUUAUUACAAAAAUCUUCCUUUGCACACCAUUCAACGACGUCUUCCUACUUUUCCAUUCGAUUCCCAUGUUGAAGGCCAGCGUUUUAAGCUCUUAACCUGCAAAAUCCGCAAGCUUCGAAGGCAAAGUACGCAAAUUCGUAUGAAGGUUUCACUUACAGAUGGAAUUGAAGCCCCCGUUUCGAACAGACAUAUAUUUAUAUUUGGCAUGGGUUUCGUAGGGCAGUAUUUGGCGGAGCAACUAAAAAAUAAGGGCUGGAGGGUCUCAGGAACCUGCACAAGUGAAGAGAAGAGAAAAUUACUGGAGGAAAAAGGAUAUGAUGCAUUCUUAUUCAAGGCAGAGGAUACUCUGCAAGAACUCAAACUAGCUGGUGUGAGAGCCCUCUAUGAUGCAACACACAUCAUGAAUUCGAUUCCUCCAAGCAUUGAAGCUAGGAAAGAUCCGGUAAUAUUUCAACUUGGACAAAUAUUACGGCAGGCAAUAGUGAAUGGAAAUAUUUGUUGGUUAGGUUACUUGUCAUCAACUAGAUUGUAUGGUCACUGGGGUGGUGAUUGGGUUGAUGAAGAUUCUCCAGCAAAAUCAGAAGAUAAAAUAUCUUUAGCGAGGUUGGAUGCUGAGAAGGCAUGGAUAAUACUAGGGAAAAAUAUGGGUGUUCCAACACAAGUAUUUCGUCUUGGGGGUAUAUAUGGACCUGGGAGAAGUGCUUUAGACACUAUUAUUAAACAGAAACAUCAGGAGCUCUCAAGAAGUCAGAAGGCACGCAGAUUAAAUUAUUACACAUCUCGAAUUCAUGUUGCCGAUAUAUGCCAAGCAAUUCUUGCAAGUAUUGAGCAGCCUUCUGCCGGGAAAGUAUACAAUGUUGUUGAUGAUGAUCCAGCACCUCGUGCAGAAGUCUUUUCAUAUGCCUUGUCUUUGCUUGAGACAAAAUGGCCAGGUAAUAAAUGGGAAGCCGUGGAAAGUGGAACUUCAACAGGUGACAUAUUUGGAGAGGUUAAUUGUUUUAUGAAUAUAUCAGAAAAAAGGGUUUCUAAUAGAAGAUUGAAAGAAGAGCUAAAAGUAAAGCUGCUUUAUCCAAGCUACAGGUCUGGCUUGAAGAGUAUUAUUAAAAGCAUGGAUAGCUUACCAUUUUAAUUGAUUCAACCAUUAAUAAUGACAAGUUUGUUAUUAAAGCAUGGUCAUUAAUGAGAGAAGUUGCUCCAAUGUUGAGCUUAAUCUGCUCACUUCAGAAUGAUUCACUGGACUUAACAAAUGGUACAUGACAGUCAAUAUCUUCCUUUUUUUCACAAGGAAACAUUACCAACAAUUACCAAAGCUUCACAAUUGGAGUGACAAUGCCUAACGUUUGCAGGCUUUGGACGAGCAAACUUUAAGAAAAAUUCACAAUUCAGAACUGUAAAAAGGUAUUCUUUUAUAAUUUGCAGAUAUUCUUUGACUCCAUUCAGGUCAACCUGAGCAGAUGCCUUGUGCACUUCCUUGUUGCAGUUCACACUCCAAAGGAGGAAUGGCCUCAUCGGAGGAGUAAACUCAGCCACAUGAAGCUAGUUGCCGCUAGGGCACACAAAUUAUUCUCCAUUUCUUGCCAUUCCAAUUAUCUUCUCUAUACCCUGACACCACUCCACUUUCACACAGUUAUUCAUUAAGCACCUCACAGAAUCCCACGGCUCCAGUUCUAGACACCAUGCCAAAAAUAUCGAAGCAAUCUCGACAUUGGUUUGAUAACGGUACUGAGUAUUCAGAUAUUCAUUUCCCAAAACAAUCUUAAUUUUGGUGAGAAAAUCAUGAUCUCCAAAUUUGAAUACAUGCGUCAAGCAUUUGUCUGAGAUUUUCCCCCAGAAGGCAACCAUUGGUUUGGUGGAUUGCAUGGAAAAAAUUGCCUCCAUGGUGCUCUCGCCUAUGACUCCCUGCACUACCAACUUCUCAAAACUUCACAAAGAAGAAAGAGAGAGGCGCCCAACACAAAAACCAAUUCUGCACCCUUGCAAAUCAAAUAAACUCCAUGGUCAACCACUCUGCCACAUGAAACAUUAAAUGAAGCAUUAAAGAGCUUCAAUAAUCCGCCAUCUACGAAGUAGUCAUUAAUGCCACUUUUGAAAACCUUCGCUUUGUAUCUCCUGACAAAUAUAGAAAGUUGCAAAAUCGACAUCCCAUCUACCAUAGAUUUCAAAUUUAAAUCUUACUCACUCGCCUUCCGUCGCCACCUCAAUCAAUCCUUUCCAUUUAAUGGUCAUCUUUUGUACUAUAUGUCUUCCUUCCAGGAAUUGCACAAGUUGGGGUCAAGUCAUACUCCUUAUGUUUAGAUAUCCAGCAUGGCGAAUCUAAUCCUCGCUCCACCUUGGUGAUUCAUCUUCCUUUUAAAUAUGCCACCUCACCUGCUUGCAAUCAUGCUGUCUCGCCACUCUAAAAGAAAAUAUCACCUCCACAAAAAUUCAUCUACCUUCCCCUACACCCUAAGCAUCAAGCCGCCCGUCGAACCAUUUGACUUCACCUAUUUGUAGGUUGAAAGGCAUGUUGGCUUGCAUAUCAGCAUCUUGGUUGCCUUCCCUUAACACAUGUGACAAUUUAAAUCUCUGAAAAGUAGACAGUAGCUGUUUGAUACUUUGAAUAGUUUUAUCAAGCUUCCAAUUAUCAGCUUUUCCUUUUAAAAUAACAUGCACUAUAAUUUGUGAAUCUCCCUCUACAUGGAGAUUCACCACUCCCAACUUUCUCGCCAUUUGUAUCGCCAAGAAAGCAACGUUGACUUUUGCUUCAUAUGGGUAUCCUCUCCUAAACGUUGAUUGCAACUAGCAAUAAUAUGACGUUGGUGAUUUCUCGCCACACAGCCAGCACCUGAUGGGCCUAGAUUCCCUUUUGCGGCACCAUCAAAAUUCACCUUAUUCCAAUCCUGAUUUGGUGGCUUCCAUGAUACAUUACUGGUUUCUUUUUUCAAAGGAUGAACCUUUUUAGGCCCAUUAAUAGGCCACAAGGAAAGAUAUUACCACCCUCAUUUAAUGGAUUACUGAUAUAUCACCUUUACAAAAUUACUAUUGCUUCUGAAAGGAGUGUAAAAUAUGGAAAGAAAAAAGUUGACAUCAAUUUUUUCUUGCAAAUGUGGCUACCGGUGACUAACGUGAGGUAUUCACAAGUCU
Messenger RNA from Cryptomeria japonica (Japanese cedar), 3211 nucleotides. RefSeq lists its product as uncharacterized. The transcript has 8 exons. Lineage: Eukaryota; Viridiplantae; Streptophyta; Pinopsida; Cupressales; Cupressaceae. The record is from RefSeq and is a predicted model, not a curated record. Bases 75 to 1217 code for a protein of 380 amino acids.